GUUGCAGGGCGCGAAUCGAAAUCCCAGAAUAUUCCCAAAAAUCCAAACCGUAAAACGAUAAGAUUAAGUGUAUCUGUGAGAUACGCAGUGCCAAAGCAAAACCCAGUUUUAAUCCGACGAAAGCGGCUUCAACAAAAAGAAUGAAGUGCCAACUGCUUUUCCUGGCCACCGUGUGCCUGGCCAGCGUUUGGGCGCUCCCCGUGCCCGACGAGGAGGUUGCCAUUCAGCCGGAAGUCGGCGCCAAGGCCGAGUUGCUGACCAAGACCGCGCUGCCCACUGCCGCCGAGCCCGCUGUCCCCAAGCCGGAGGCCGAGAAGGUGCCGGAGCCCAAGAUCGCCCAGGAAGCCAAGGCCGCCGUUCCAGAGCCCGCCGCUCCCAUCGCUCCCGUCGCCGAGCCGGCCAAGGAGAUCAACAGUGUGGAGCUCAAGUCGAGUGCGCCGGACGUAGAGACCGCCCCAGCCAUUCCGGAGAAGAAGACCCUGCCCGAGGAGACCAAGCCCGCCCAGGAGCCCACUCCCGUAGAAGCCGAGAAGAAGCAGGAGAAGACUGCCCGCACGGAGGCGGAGCCUGUCGUCGAGGCACAGCCCCAGGCACCCAAGGCCAUUGAACUUGCCCCCGAGGCCCCAGUCGCCAAUGCCGAGGUGCAGAAGCAAGUUGUGGACGAGGUCAAGCCCCAGGAGCCCAAGACCGAUGCAAAGUCUGCCGAGGAGCCAGCGAUUCCCGCCGUAGUAGCCGCCGCCGAGAAGGAGACCGUCGUCCCCGAGCAGCCCGCCCGUCAGGAGAGGAUCAACGAAAUCGAGCAGAAGGAGGCCAAGAAGGAUGCUGUCGCACCCGAGGAGCCAGCCAAGGCCGCUGAAGCCGCACCCACCGCCGCCCCGGAACUUGCCAAGUCGGAGACCAACAUCCAGGUGAUUGCUCCGGAGAAGAAGUCCAUCGAGUCGACCGCCGCUGCCUCUCCUGCUGCCCAAGCCGCCCAGGCCAAGUCCGGUGAGGCCCCCAAGCCUGUUGACCAGCAAAAGAACACCGAGACCGUGGCCGAGGCCGCUCCAGUGCUCAAGACCAAUGCCCCACUGGCCCCCGCCGGCGCCACCAAGGUGACAGAGCCCGCCAAGGAGCAGGAGAAGGAGCAGCCAGCCGCCGAAACCAUCGCCAAGGCCUUGCCAGAGCAGAAGUCGGAGGAGACAGCAGCAGCUGGAGCUCCGGAGCCAGCCGCCGCCGUGCCCGAGGCCAAGAAGAUCGAUGAAGCACCAGCACCCGUUGCCGAGCCCGUGGCCAAGAGCCCGGAAGCCAUUGUCGAGCCUGCUCAAGCCCAAGCUGCACCGGCCGAGCCCAAAAAGUCGUCGGAGGAGAAGUCUGACAAGUCCGAGUCCAAGGUCGAUGAGUCCUCAGAGUCGAAGGAGUCGGAGGAGAGCAGCGAAUCGAAGGAGAACUAGGGAUAGUAAGAGCUUUACAUCUACCACCAUGCCUUUACCCAACGCCACCAGCACCAGCACCACCACCCCCGACCAUCGCACCACUGCUACGCCUUGGCAGCGUCUUAAUAUUACGAUCGUAGUUAGUGGUAUCCUUAGUUGUAAAUGGAGCAGAUCGAAAUGACACACAACCAUGAAUACGAGGGGAGAGCUGAGGAAGGCGCCCCGGAACAAUAGAACCAAGUGGAUCGGAAGUUACCCACGCGUAGGCAUAACAAUUCAACACACAACAAACAGGACAAACCGCUAAGAUGGCAUAAAGUAAUACUUAUAAUUAUAAUUUAAUUAAUGUAAUUUUAAUUAAAUCUUAGUCAUUGCAAGACAACACCCCUGCACUCUGCACCCCUGCAACCCCCAAUCCUAGAUCAGCCUGCCCAACUGUCCUUCCCAAAAAUAACCCCCAGAACGAAGCCAGCACUCGAGUAUCGCCUACGAUGCAUUAUAAAUGAAAAACCCUUUUUUUUUAUUU
This is a messenger RNA of Drosophila suzukii, 1941 nucleotides long. RefSeq names its product bangles and beads (gene bnb). The record is from RefSeq and is a predicted model, not a curated record. Lineage: Eukaryota; Metazoa; Arthropoda; Insecta; Diptera; Drosophilidae.